Messenger RNA from Danio aesculapii, 1663 nucleotides. RefSeq names its product UDP-glucuronosyltransferase 2C1-like. Gene Ontology annotation, molecular function: UDP-glycosyltransferase activity. The coding region runs from base 53 to 1648 and encodes 531 amino acids. Lineage: Eukaryota; Metazoa; Chordata; Actinopteri; Cypriniformes; Danionidae. The record is from RefSeq and is a predicted model, not a curated record. The transcript is spliced from 2 exons.
CAGCCGAUAUCAGCAAGACAGAAGCAUAUGACGGUCUAUAUAAUAAAGUAAGAUGACACGAGUUUCAAAAAACAUGGUUUCUGUUUCACUCUGGAUAACAGUAAUAAUCAUUUUUGGUUCUUUUUGUGAUGGUGGCAAAAUCUUGGUUGCGCCUUUGGAGGGAAGUCACUGGGUGAACAUGGACAUCCUCAUCAAGGCUUUACAUGGUCAAGGGCACACUAUUGAUGUGAUACGCAAUGCCAAUAGCUGGUUCAUCAAGGAGAACUCAACAUAUUACAACUCCAUAACCAUACCUGACACUAAAGGAUGGGAUGAGGAAUUUGUAGCAGACUUCAUCUACAAAAUGAUUGACUAUGAAAGAGGAAAAGGCUACUGGCUGAGCACUGUAAGGCUGUAUUUAAAUGUGUUUGGUGCUAUUAAAAAAACUCAUGAAAUGGUAUGUCAGCUUAUAACAAACAUGCUUGACAGUGAGGAAAUUCUGAAGAUGCUGAAUGAAAAACAGUAUGAUCUGAUGCUCACUGAUCCAACAUGGGGUACAGGCAUUAUUCUGGCUCAUAAACUCAAGUUACCCAUAGUCUAUAAUGUUAGAUGGACUGCUACUGGAGAAGGACACUUUGACAUCGCUCCUUCACCAAUGUCCUACAUUCCAAUUACAGGAUCUGGAAACACGGACAGAAUGAGCUUCUUCCAAAGAGUAAAAAAUUAUUUCUUCUAUUUGUUAAUGGAGCUUCAGUUGAGCCGUUUUAAUGUGCCACAGUACCAAGCAAUUUGUGACAAAUAUUUCACUUCACAUGUGAACUUUCAUGAACUUCUCCAGGGGGCUGAUUUAUGGCUCAUGAGGGUUGAUUUUGUUUUUGAAUUUCCACGUCCGACAAUGCCAAAUAUCAUCUACAUUGGUGGCUUUCAGUGCACUCCAGCAAAGCCCCUUCCACAUGAUCUGGAAGACUUCAUGCAGAGUUCUGGAGAUCAUGGAGUCAUCGUCAUGUCUUUAGGGUCAUUUAUUAGUAACCUGCCAGAAGAUGUAACAGCAGAAAUAGCUGCUGCUUUUGCUCGGCUCCCUCAAAAGGUUAUAUGGAGAUACACUGGAAAGAAACCAUCUACUUUGGGCAACAACACAUUAUUGGUUGACUGGAUGCCACAGAAAGAUCUUCUAGGACAUCCAAAAACUAAACUUUUCAUCGCACAUGGUGGAACCAAUGGGGUUCAAGAAGCUUUAUACCAUGGUGUUCCAGUGGUUGGAAUUCCAUUCUUUUUUGACCAGUAUGACAAUCUCAUUCGAUUACAAGCAAGAGGUGGAGCCAAGUUGCUUUCCAUUGCAGAUUUAGGUGAAAACACACUGCAUGCAGCAAUACAGGAAGUAAUCAAUGAGCCAUCCUACAGGCUGAAUAUGCAGAAGCUCUCUCAUCUGCACAAAGAUAAGCCAGUCAAACCUUUGGACAGCGCCAUCUUCUGGAUUGAGUUUGUAAUGAGACACAAAGGUGCUGCUCAUCUCCGUACAGAAUCCUACAACAUGCCUUGGUACUCCUAUCACUCAGUAGAUGUUGCAGUUACACUGCUUGCAGUUGCUUUGAUAUUCACUUACUCCAUAUUUGUAACCGUUAAAUAUCUGUGUGUCAAGUGUUGUAGCCGAAAAAGAAAAACUGAGUAACCACUUACAAGUGAU